Molecule: messenger RNA, 2963 nt
Organism: Magnolia sinica
Lineage: Eukaryota; Viridiplantae; Streptophyta; Magnoliopsida; Magnoliales; Magnoliaceae
Product: protein DWD HYPERSENSITIVE TO UV-B 1
Exons: 9
Coding region: 124-2733 (869 amino acids)
Biological process (GO): cellular response to UV-B
Cellular component (GO): Cul4-RING E3 ubiquitin ligase complex
Molecular function (GO): protein binding
Source: RefSeq, a predicted model, not a curated record
CUGGACAAAAAACCCUCCCUGAGCGUGAGAGAUGAGAAGGCCGUGUUCUUAUAUAAGACGUGAAAGUCGAGAGUGAUUUUUGGAAAAAAGAAAAAGAAAAAAUAAAGAAGAAGAGCAAAUGCCAUGGCUCUCGAUCUCUUUAGCUUAGAAGCAAGGUAUCUCGAUUCUUGCAAGAGGCAGGAAGUGCUACCCAACUCUUCUCUUUUGUCAGGUUUCUCGAAGGCUAAACUUGGAAAAUCUCGUCUUGAGCUUUGUAUCCUGGAGAUAUAUCUGGACCAGCUUAAUGAUGCUGAUUUUCUUCCACUUUUAGAUAUGCUCUCAGCAAUCGAUUCAUCCGAGAUCGAUGCUGUUGACAUGCUUCAUGGGUCGCCUCCUUGCAUAUUGUUUAAUGGAGAAUCUGUGGUGUCUCUGAUUCGUGCAGUCAAUCAGAAGCUUCGAGUUGUUGAUCUCCAGGGUUUGUCAUUUGGGAAAGACUUCUUGCGGGAUCUUUUCCAAAGAGGCUUGACGUGCCAGGUCUUAAACUUGCGGUCCUCCCAUAUCAGAAAGCUCGACAUGUCCGGGAAAUUCAUGCAGUUACACACCCUAAAUCUCGAUUUCAGUAUUUCACUGACCAGUUUCCGGGAAGGUUGCUUUAGUUGUAUGCCCAAUCUGGUUCGGCUUUCUCUGUGUGAAACACGAGUCACCAAUCUUUGGACAACAAGUGCUGCCCUAUCAAAACUCCCUUCUUUGGCAGAACUCCGGUUUCAAAAUUGUUUGUGUUGUGAGGAUACCAGGCCAUGUCCCACGUCAUCCGACAGUAAACCCAACUCUUUUAUAUAUGAAAAGAUUGGUUCAGGUCAUCCUCAGUUAUAUUCUUAUGCUGCACCAACUUCUAUUGCUACUCAAGAUUUGUUAUUGCCGAUUUUUCAAUACUCAGGCAUGGAGGAUUCAUUCAAUGACCCAUUUUCUGAUGAUGAUUCACUUGCAAAUAACGACUUGGUUCAAAGCACUACUGAGGAAUCAUCAGAUGAAAGUGAGUUGGAUUUUUCAAUCCAUCACCGAGGAGCAGGUAAUUGGGUGGAAGCAUUAUCUAAUUCUCCUUCGGAGUUCAUUCACUCCAACAACAAUGGACCAGGAUUCUCACGCGAUAGUCAUCAGACAGGCAUCUUUGAUGAUUUGGACAUGACGGGUUUAGAUGGCUAUGUAAACAUGGAUGAAUUUUGUAGUCAUUUUCCCUUCGGGAAUAAGAUUCCGGCCAGCCCAGUAUUGUCUUAUGAUAAAGAUGGUUCUUCUACAAAUGCAAGUACUGAGGGGUCCUCGGAAGUAGUGGUAAAAAAGUUUAUUUCACAUCAUCCGUCACCAAUUUGCUUUGAGAAACAUUACAGAGAAUAUAUGGUAGCUUCAUUGCCCCAUUUGAAAGUACUAGAUAAUUUGCCCAUUAAAAAUGAGGAGCGGGAGAAGGCAAAAGUCAUUGUUUCACAAGAUUACGAACUUUUGCCAUACAACAAACAAAACAAAGAGAGCAUUGUUCAUAUUUUGCAGAAACGUGAAACGGGAACCGGCAUUGGGUUGUGGAGAUCUCCCAAACUGAAGCAGUCAUAUUCCUCCGGAAAGAGCCAGUAUUCCUUCUCUAGGUCAAUUUCUGCUGCCAAAGUUGGUUCUUCUGCUUGGCCACUCUUACAUCCAAUAUCUAAGCUCAGAAGCAUUUCGAGGGAAGAAACUAAGAAUUUUCGUCCACGGCAAUUCGAAUAUCAUCCAUCUAAUCCUUGUCUCAUGGUUUUUGGGACUUUGGAUGGGGAACUAGUUGUUAUCAACCAUGAAAGUGGGAAACUUGUUGGUUAUCUCCCAUCUGUAGGAGCAUUGCACAGUAUUUUAGGACUCAGUUGGCUUAAAAGUUAUCCAUCCAAGCUCAUUGCUGGCUCCGACAAUGGUUCGCUGCAAUUGUAUGAUAUCUGUCAAAUGCCAUCAACAAUUACUGAUAGAUUCUGCAGUACAGCUGCUGCUUUGUUUAACUUUGAUGACUUCGAGCAAUUGACAUCUGUUCAUGUCAAUUCAACGGAUGAAUGGUUUCUUGCAAGUGGGUAUUCAAAACAUGUGGCUUUAUAUGACAUAGGCAGUGGAAGGCGCUUACAGGUCUUCAAAAAUUUGCAUCGAGAACAUAUCAACGUUGUCAAGUUCGCCCACCACUCCCCCUCCAUGUUUGCUACUUCGUCUUUUGAUCAGGAUAUCAAGAUGUGGGACUUGAGGCAAGGACCAUUGCGACCUUGUUAUACAGCUUCCAGCUCAAGAGGAAAUGUGAUGGUUUGCUUUUCUCCUGAUGACCAUUAUCUGCUCUCGUCAGCUGUAGACAAUGAGGUUAAUCAGCUUUUGGCUGUGGAUGGAAGGCUUCACAUGAAAUUCAAUAUUGCUUCAACUGGGAGUGCUCAGAAUUAUACACGUUCAUAUUACAUGAAUGGGAGGGACUAUAUUAUCAGUGGGAGUUGUGAGGAAAAUGUUGUUCGUAUCUGCUGUGCUAAAACUGGGAGGCGUCUUCGGGAUAUUUCUUUGGAGGGUCGGGGCUCAAAAAAUUCUCUGUUUGUGCAAUCUUUGAGGGGUGAUCCAUUUAGGGAUUUCCAUAUGAGUGUUCUAGCAGCAUAUCUGCGCCCCAGUUCAAAGUCUGAGAUCAUAAAGGUCAACUUGCUAGCAUCUGGUGAUUAUGCUGAAUACAACUCUUAUGGCCCCAAUUGGCAUCCUUCCUAUGGCAAGGGAGGUUGACUGAUUUUGAUCUCUAUAUGUUUUUAUGGUUUUUGUACAUUUCUCAUGUUGUUUCAAAGGAAAUCAAAGAUAUUUGUAUCAGGUAGUAAAUUGUCUCCGCCAUCAUCAUUAAUAGUUUCGGAUUAAUAUUGCGGUAGUGAUACAUGCUGUGUAGUAUUGAAUUGCUGACUGGCGAAUCUGACUCACAAUCCGUUGUUGUCGUUGAAUAUAUUGGUUUGUAAUUAAUGUCA